UAUGAAAACAAGCAUAUGAAAAACUUGUCUGUAAAAUGAGGCAAUCAUGGAAACAAAGCGGAGAAGAUAGUAAUAAUUUCCAGAUGGAGAAUGUGCCAAGGUCCAUGAGCGGACAGCGCUAGUGUUACAGAUGUAGCCGAGCUUGGAUAAAUGUAUUCCCGCAGGCAGAAUCCAGAGGAAGAGAGAUCAGAGAGAGACUGGAGACCCCAACAGCCAUGGCCUCCUCCCUUUCAGGAUUGGACAUGCAAGAGGAAGUCAUCUGCCCCAUCUGCCUGGAGUACCUGACCGACCCGGUGAGCGUAGAUUGCGGGCACAACUUCUGCCGAGGCUGCGUCACACAGUACUGUGUGGAAUGGGCGGGACGCGGAUCCCUGAUGUGUCCCGUCUGCAGAUCCCAAAUUCUGACAGGGAACCUCAGGCCCAACUGGCAGCUGGGAAACCUGGUGGAAAAAAUGAAACACGUGGCUGUGUGCGCGAGGCACAAAAAGACCCUGGAUCUGUUCUGUGAAGACGACGGGGAAGCCGUGUGUGUGGUUUGUGAAAGAUCCCCCCAGCACAGAUCUCACACGGUGCUGCUCAUAGAGGAGGCUGCCCAGAAGUACAAGGAAAAAAUCCAGGACCAUUUGAAGACUCUGAGGGAAGAGAGAGAAAAGCUGCUGGGAUUUAAAGUGACUGGAGAGGGGAAAAGCCGGGAGUAUCUGAAACAAACACAAACUGAGAGGCAGAAGAUUGUGUCUGAAUUUCAGCAACUGCGGCAGUUCCUGGAGGAACAAGAGCGACUCCUGCUGGCCCAGCUGGAGAAGCUGGAUGAGGAGAUUGUGAAGAUCCAGAAGGAAAAUGUCACCAAACUCUCCGAGGAGAUUUCCCGUCUCAGUGAGCUGAUCCGUGAGAUGGAGGGGAAGUGUCAGAAGCCAGCGAGUGAAUUCCUGCAGGAUGUCAGAAGCACCUUAAGCAGGUGUGAGAAAUGGAAGUUCCAGCAGCCGGUGGAAAUUUCUCCUGAACUGGAAAAGAGACUCAGUGUGUUGUCCCAUAAAAAUGUUGCUUUAAUGGAGACUCUGAGGCAGUUCAAAGACACUCUGCCAUCGGAGCUGGAGAGAAAAGGAUGGAAAUGCCUAGGAUCACAGAGAGAGGACACUCUGCCAUCUGAACUGGAGCAGGGAGGGGGAAAAUAUUUGGGAUCACACGCCAACGUGAAUGUGACUCUGGAUCCAGACACGGCUCAUCCCCAACUCGUCCUGUCUGAGGAUGGGAAAACCGUGAGAUAUGGAUGCCUAUGGAACAAACUGCCCAACAUGACCAAGAGAUUUGAUUACGAGCGCUGCGUGCUGGGCAGUGAGGGAUUCACCUCAGGGAGACAUUGCUGGGAGGUGGAGGCGGGGGAGCGGGGGGGCUGGGCCAUAGGGGUGGCCAGAGAGUCUCUGGGGAGGAAGGGAGAGAUCACCUUUAAUCCUGAGGCGGGGAUCUGGGCUAUGGAGUACUGGGAGGGUCAGUACUGGGCUCUCACUGACCCCCUGACUCCUCUGCCCCUGAGCCGGGUCCCCAGGAGGAUCUGGGUUUAUCUGGACUACAAACAGGGGCAAGUAGCCUUUUUUAAUGCCGAUAACGAAUCCUCGAUCUUCACUUUCCCGCCGGCCUCUUUUGCUGGGGAGAGAAUCCGCCCUUUGUUUGUGGUCUGGGAAACCGAGUCCCAGCUCAGACUGUGUCCCUGAGACCUGGAGAAGGGGAAUAAAAAAAAAUUCAAAAGUUCAGGGAGGACAGGUCCCUCAAUGGUAAUUAGCCAGGAUGGGCAGGGACACAACCCCAUGCUCCGGGUGUCCCUAAGUCUCUGACUACUAGCAGCUGGGACUGAACAACAGGGGAUGGAUCACUCGAAAUGGUCCUGUUCGGUCCCUCUUAAGCAUCUGCAGCAUCGGCCACUGUCAGAAGACAGGAUAUGGGCUAGAUGGACCAUUGGUCUGACCCUGUUUGCUCCCCCUCGGAUCAGAGCAUAUCAAAUGAGCUUCUCUAGCCUUAAACAUCCCACUCUGUGACCCUGGAGGACUCCCAUCUCUCCUAGCCCCCAGGCUCCUUUUCUCUCUUGCUGCCAGGGUGACAAUGUCUCGGUGUGUCUAGUCUGGGCUGUCGAAACUAUAGAGGGGUGUGAUCUGCAUAGACAAGCCCAUCCCAUUGCUGCCAGGGUCAGCCACCCUAUCUGUCCCUUGCUCUGUGGCUCCGGACCAGCGGUUCUCAACCUAGUUACCAUUAUGGGCCACACACACACUCCCUCUCUCUCUCUCUUCCCCAUGUGCCUGGCCCUGAGGAUUUCACAUGGGCCUCAGCUGUGUGUUGAUUGGGCUGCAGCUUGAGAACCUCUGAGGUAGGGAGACCAAGGGAUGGGGAGGGUGAUAUAGGGACUGGAGAGGGUGACUUUGAGGCCCUGGGGAGGAGAUGCAGUGGGGGCACUGGAGAGGGUGAGCUGGCUGCAGGAAUGGGAGUGGCAGGGACAGGGCAGAAGGGAGAGAAGAAAAGAAUUAAAAUAAAAGAUAAUAUGGAGAAUUGGGAGGAAAAGGGGGGUUGUCACAGGGUCCACUCACCGCUAGGGGUGCCUCUGCCUGAUAGCUCCACUUUGGUGCUGGGAUGUCCUCUGGCAGUCUCCCCCUGUCUCUGCAACUCCAGCUGCCCCUUCUCCCCAACUUGGCCCUCCGGCUAGCUCAUUAUGCGUGUCUCCCCCUUCCUGGGUACCAAAGUCUUCUAGCGCAAAUUUUCCCAGGUGGUCUGCUCUCCAUUGCCUGGUUUGUGCCAGUGACUGGUAGGGGAACCCAGGCCCACCCUGUCAUUUGCCUUGCUGCUUUUCCCCUGAACCUUUCCUGCCUUUGUGUCUCUCCUCCCUCUCUAGGGGUUUGCCAGCCCAAACUCCCUCCUCCCAGGGGGUAGGGUGCUUGCUUCUAUGGCCCCAAACACACCUCUCUUCUCCCACCCCGGGAGUGACUGCAGACUGCUUCCCUGCAGCCCCUUUCUGCUCUCAGCUCCUUGGCUUUAUACAGGCCCCUCCUCUUCCCAUGCAGUUGAGCAUCAUCUACUUAAUCACUGCCCCCUGGCUCCACCUCCAGGGGUAGCCUGGGCGGUUCAUUGGCCCACCUGGCCACCUUGACCCUUUCAGGUCUUGGAUGGGGGUAGACAGCCCAUCCCAGGGGGAAAUCAAAAUGAAAAGAGCUAAAGCAAAAUGAUCCAGACAGAGGAAAAGUCCCGAGGGGAAGAGAGAAAUUCAGGAAAAGAAUGAGGAAUCUGAGGGGGAAUGAUCCAUAAUAGGGGGGCGGGGGAAGU
This is a messenger RNA of Trachemys scripta elegans, 3303 nucleotides long. RefSeq names its product zinc finger protein RFP-like. Gene Ontology annotation, molecular function: protein binding; zinc ion binding. NCBI's taxonomy places the organism in Eukaryota, Metazoa, Chordata, Testudines, Emydidae. The coding region runs from base 216 to 1709 and encodes 497 amino acids. The transcript has 9 exons. The record is from RefSeq and is a predicted model, not a curated record.